AUGAGCGGCAGCAAAAACGACUUUUACGAUCUGGACUUGCAGCGAAACUUUCCUCGAGACCGUUUUCGGUCGAAUCCGUACGAAACCGUGGAUUCGAUCAGUCGCGAGCGCCACCCCGUGCAAGUGCUGGAGGAACGCGACCGCACCCGUUACCGCGAGGAACGCGUGCGUUGGCUCGCUCAAGUAUACGGAACACACUUGCCGCUGAGGCUGCUGUUCGAGGAGCACAUCAUGCGAGAAGUCUAUCGUCCAGUGACCAUGCGCUCCUCGUGCCUGGGCUGGGAGGUACUAAGCGGUGCAAUCGAAACACUCCAGCCUGGCGAGUUUCACGCACGCGCUGGUCGGCUGGAAAGCUUGGAUGAGCGCGUGUUGGAUGUACACCUCGCCAUGGAGAAGCGAAUGGGCCUUGAACACGACUGA
This is a messenger RNA of Cyanidioschyzon merolae strain 10D, 420 nucleotides long. RefSeq lists its product as hypothetical. The transcript has a single exon. The record is from RefSeq and is a predicted model, not a curated record. Gene Ontology annotation, biological process: proteasome assembly. Gene Ontology annotation, cellular component: nucleus; cytoplasm. Bases 1 to 420 code for a protein of 139 amino acids. NCBI's taxonomy places the organism in Eukaryota, Rhodophyta, Bangiophyceae, Cyanidiales, Cyanidiaceae.